Messenger RNA from Capsicum annuum, 1793 nucleotides. Its product is annotated as probable trehalase. The record is from RefSeq and is a predicted model, not a curated record. Lineage: Eukaryota; Viridiplantae; Streptophyta; Magnoliopsida; Solanales; Solanaceae. Gene Ontology annotation, molecular function: alpha,alpha-trehalase activity. Gene Ontology annotation, biological process: trehalose catabolic process.
UAUUUAGGUGGUGCUGAUGAGGAUUUGGUUUAUGUUGAGCCUGUGGAUUAUGUGGUUGAGCCUGAAGGUUUUUUGCCAAAGGUGAAGAAUACUGAGGUGAGGGCAUGGGCAUUGGAGGUGCAUUCAUUGUGGAAGAAUUUGAGUAGGAAAGUGUCUGAUCAUGUAUUGGAAAAGCCUGAGUUGUAUACUUUGCUUCCAUUGAAAAAUCCAGUUAUUAUACCGGGAUCGCGGUUUAAGGAGGUUUAUUACUGGGAUUCUUAUUGGGUAAUAAGGGGUUUGUUAGCAAGCAAGAUGUAUGAAACUGCUAAGGGGAUUGUGUAUAAUCUUAUUUCUCUGAUAGAUCAAUUUGGCUAUGUUCUUAAUGGUGCAAGAGCAUACUACAGUAACAGAAGUCAGCCACCUGUCCUGGCCGCGAUGAUUGUUGAAAUAUACGAACGGACAGGUGAUUUAGAUUUGGUUACAAGAUCCCUUCCCUCUUUGCUGAAGGAGUAUCACUUUUGGAAUUCAGGAAUACAUAAAGUGACUAUUCAAGACGCUCAGGGAUCAAACCACAGCUUGAGUCGGUACUAUGCUAUGUGGAAUAAACCCCGACCAGAAUCAUCAACUAUUGAUAGUGAAACAGCUUCUAAACUCCCCAAUAUAUGUGAAAAGAGAGAAUUAUAUCGUCAGCUAGCGUCAGCUGCUGAAAGUGGAUGGGAUUUCAGUUCAAGAUGGAUGCGGAACAAAUCUGAUCUCACAACGACUAGUACAACAUCAAUUCUACCAGUUGAUUUGAAUGCAUUCCUUCUGAAGAUGGAACUCGACAUAGCUUUUCUAGCAAAUCUUAUUGGAGAAAGUAGCACGGUUACACAUUAUACAGAAGCUUCUCAAAACAGACAAAAGGCGAUGAACAGUAUCUUAUGGAAUGCAGAGAUGGGGCAAUGGCUUGAUUACUGGCUUGGAAACAGCAACACAGCCGAGGAUAUUUAUAAAUGGGACGAUUUGCACCAGAACAAGAAGUCCUUUGCCUCUAACUUUGUUCCUUUGUGGACUGAAACUUUAAGAUCAGAUAAUAUCACAACUCAGAAAGUAGUUCAAAGUCUCCGGAGCUCGGGCUUGCUUCAACCUGCAGGGAUUGCAAUGACCUUGUCUAAGACUGGACAGCAAUGGGAUUUUCCGAAUGGUUGGGCUCCUCUUCAACACAUAAUCAUUGAAGGUCUCUCAAGAUCCGGACUAGUAGAGGCAAAAGCCUUAGCUGAAGACAUUGCUGUUCGUUGGUUAAAGACUAACUGUGUGACUUACAAGAAAACCGGCACUAUGCAUGAAAAAUAUGAUGUCACAGAAUGUGGAGCAUAUGGAGGUGGUGGUGAAUAUAAACCCCAAACGGGUUUCGGCUGGUCAAAUGGUGUUGUACUGGCACUUCUGGAGGAAUUUGGAUGGCCUGAAGACUUGAAGAUUGACUGCUAAUGAGCAAACAGACUAACCAAAACAAAUAUCAUUUUCAUUUUCUUCUGUUAAAAUCAUCAGAUGUUUAUAUUAUUUCAUUAGGUUUUUGUAACGACAUCAAGUGAUCCAAGAGGUGAUACAAAGAAAAAAAAGAGAGAUUACCAUGUACUAUGUUGUUCGGACUCUUCAAAAAUGACAGAUACAUGUCGGAUUCUCCAAAUGUAAGUGCAUUUUUGAAGGAUCCGACACGACUACAGCAACAUUUUAAGAGAGUCGAAGCAACAUAGAUCAUGUAUGAUUUAUACUUUUAAGUGAAAUAAGAUGAUUCAUCUGCUCUAAUAAAUGAACUAUAAGGUUAUUCUUGUGAC